AUGGAAGACAUGGACAUUGACUCGCCCCUCCCCUCGGGGCAGCAGCAGCGCGUCGAUUCGCAGCCACCACCCAACGCGACAGCCUUCACCCAGCUCGGAGGAGCCCGUGGUGGCGACGCCAUCGAGACAGACCCCCCUGCCUCAGUCGCCAACGGUCACGUCGCUGACGCGCCCUCCGCGCCCCUGAAUGGAACAAUGGUCAACGGCACACACCGCGAAGACGAUUCAAGCAGCAGUAGUGGCGCAAGUGUUGCGCCCAGUGUGAGCGCCACCACCGACGCCCUAGCCGAUCCAACUGAAGAUGACCUCGACCGUUUUCUGCAUCGCAUGGAUCAGGAAAAGAAACUUGCGCAACUUCAACAGCGCCUCGAGCUGGCGAGCAUUAAAACCAAUCAUGGUUGGGCGGACAUGAGCAUCAACGAGAUUGAGACGCGACUGCCUCAUGCCGAGCAACGCCGUCCUCAAGUUGUAAUUCCAGGAGGACGAGGGAUCGCCUACGAGCCGCCUUCGCCCCAGCGUCCUUGGCAACUGGCCGACAGUCUUUGGCAGAAUCUCCCAAAGCCAGGGCAGAACGGAGCACCCCCUCCUCUCUACCCCGUUACUCCUGGAUACGGACGUCGUCCUCCACAUGCCAUGCACGCGCCGUCGCACUCGCUCCCCGGCGGGCUGCCCAGCCUGGCGUCACUGCAAAUGCCCGGAGCGCCCCCGCCUCGCGGACCACCACCUGCCAGCCCCCGCAGACACGGUCGCAUGGAGGAGCACCUUUCGCGGCCCACUGCACCACCGAUGCGCCCUCCUGGGUACGGCCAUGGGCGAACGCAGAGCCACCACUCGGGCAAGUAUCCGCCGGGCUUCAGCAAUGGGCACAACGGCAGCAGCGCCGGGCACCGUCGCUCAAACAGCAGCAUUUCGAGUAUGCCCUUCCUUGGAAAUGACCCUUACCCCGUGGCGUCGCGGCAGAAGAAGGUGUCCAAAAAGCGUUCACAGUCGCACAGCAACCUGCGCGAGAAUCCAACGACGCAAGACGUUGAUGCUGCGCGCGCCUUGACGUCGAUGCUCGAGGCCGGACGUUCUCCAAACACGCCAUCGCACGAACGGCUUCCGAGCUUGGGAGAGUUCUUCCCUCCGCCUCACGACCACCAACGUGGGCCGCGGCUUCCGCCUCUUCAGUCGACGGCGAGCUUCCCUCCUGCCUUCCAUGGCGAUAUGCACCCUCCGCGGCAGCGGGCCCAGAGCUUUGCUGCCGACCCGCGCGACCCUCGUGGUCCUGGGCGCACGCUUCCGCCUCCGAUGGGCCCACCCGAGCUGCGCGCGCCGUCAAGUCACACUCGCAACCGUGGCACGAGCAUGGACUCGAGUGCGGCAUUCCGUGGCGGAUUCUGGCAGACGCACAACGCCAAGCCGUUCGGAAGGUCGCCGCGGGACUUUGACCGUGAGCGUGAGGCGCGGGAGCGUGAUCGUCAGCGUGAGCGCGAGCGGGACCGCAGCGAGCGCGAGCGCAACUCGGAGCGUAUUGAUGAGCGCAUCGAGGAGGUGAUGGCCAAUCGCCCCGAGGAAGAUCAGUCGGCCGUUGAGCUCAUGAUGUUCCUCGCGCAGUCUCCCAGUCCGGCACGCGAGCGUGCCCCGAGUGACACGCCGGCUGCGUCGUUUGGAGGAACAGCACGUGUCCUUUUUGCAGAUGACCCCCGCGAGCGCGACCAGCGCAUUCGCGAGCCUGCUCCCGGCCCCCGACCCGGCCCACCAUCGCUUCCAGCGCCUCGGCUGCGCUGA
This is a messenger RNA of Cutaneotrichosporon oleaginosum, 1770 nucleotides long. RefSeq lists its product as uncharacterized. NCBI's taxonomy places the organism in Eukaryota, Fungi, Basidiomycota, Tremellomycetes, Trichosporonales, Trichosporonaceae. The record is from RefSeq and is a predicted model, not a curated record.